Messenger RNA from Amphimedon queenslandica, 1823 nucleotides. RefSeq lists its product as uncharacterized. Gene Ontology annotation, molecular function: zinc ion binding. The transcript is spliced from 10 exons. NCBI's taxonomy places the organism in Eukaryota, Metazoa, Porifera, Demospongiae, Haplosclerida, Niphatidae. The coding region runs from base 445 to 1428 and encodes 327 amino acids. The record is from RefSeq and is a predicted model, not a curated record.
AUUUCCCCAAAUAAUCAUAUAGACACACCAUGGCCUUGAGACCAGCCUUAUUUAUCAUAUCAACAUCCCUUAUUGCUUGUUGUUACAACUCUCGUGACAGACCAUAUGAAAUUAAUGAUAAAUAAAUUGAAGAUUUGAAUGCUAAAUCUAAUUGAACUCUGAUGUUUAUGAUAUGCAUCAAACCACAACUUGCUGAAGGAAUCCAUUGAUGUAGUUAGCAAGUGCCAGUUAGUCUAGAAAAGGUCUUAUAAAUGUCGACAUGUGUAAAGAGAAGAAGUAGAUGGCAAGGAAGUAUAAUAAAGUUAAAAGUCUUCACAGCACUCUACUCAAGCUAUACUAGGUAUUUAACGGCUUAAAACUAAGUAUCAGUUGCAUAUAUUUUGUGUCAGUGUGAAGCUGGAAAUAUUUACCUCCUCUGAUAAGAAGGGAAGAAAUCAAGGAGGGAUGAUUCUGGCUCUUGCUAUUCUCAUUGUUGGCUUGCUGCUCCCUGAUGUGACUAGAUCAUGUUCCUGUAAUAACCGUCAGCCGUUUGACUUGUCAUCAAGGCUUCCUUGUGCUCACAUGAAUUCUGUCAUUAGUGGCAUUAGAGGGAAAAGUGUGUCUCAGUGCCAACCAGUUACUGUCACUACUCUUCUGCCUGGAAUCCAAACAUGUUCCCUCCCCUCUGCUUAUAACCCACAGAAUGAUCAGUCCCUCCUUCAUUCUCAAGGGAAUGGCUACAGGUUUCAUAGAAUAUUCCAACCUGGCUACCAUCUUGAUGAAUGCUAUGAUGGUAAUGUAUUUUGUGCUUAUAAUGUGCAGUGUUCUUCCAAUGAGGUAUUGUAUUAUCAUUUCUCAGCUCAUGACAUAGAAAACCCGACAUCAACUGGUCAAUGUCUUGAUAGCAUUAGCAUCAAUCGUCAAUCAUUUCCUAACCAGCCACAAUCAUCAUGUGGUCGUGUGGGUAUCAAUGGAGCAAGUUAUUCCACUUAUAAUGUUGUGCAGGAUGGCUAUGACAUAGGAAGUCUAGAUGCCACUUUUCGUUCAAAUAGUAAAUGCUCAGGAACAGGUUACUACUUAUGGGUCAAUUGCGUUAGAAAUGAUAAUCGUGGGAGGUGUCCUAAAGUAACUACUUCUGGUGUUGCAUAUAAGCGGACAGUUAGAGUUCCAUUGAAGAGCACAUUAAUUUAUUCAAACUAUAAGUUGAUACUGACCGGUUGCUUUGGUAAAAAGUUACUUGCAAAGAACAUAUACUCACUCAAAGUUGUGUAUGAUGGCAGUCCUAAAGUUUUUACCUUCAGGUCUUCUUAUAAAGCAAAAAAAUUCCAAGGAGAAGGUCUAUUGAAUGUACAUUAUUAUUGUCACAUGAGGGGCUAUAAGAAAUACUGUGUUGCUAAAUAUAAGUUCAUUGGAGUUCCAUAUAGACUUCGUUUGACAAGGUCUGAGUGAUUCAAUGUUACAAGACUCCUAAAAGCCACCAUGUACAGAUUUAACAGAAAGGGGGAUUAUUCAAUACCCAACAGAAACUGAACUGAUGUGGUCAAACCUUGGAAAAGAGGACUAAAUGAUGACAUAGCACCCAGUGAUAUUGAUACUGAGGGAUAUUAUAGAUAUAGUAGACCUAGAGCUAGGGACGUUAAUUUAAAAGCUUUGGCUUUUGAGCUUAGUCGUUCUUCUAAAGCAAUUGCUAGAUCUGUGGGCAGGUUUUAUCUUCAAGUACACCGAGGAUAAGUGGGGAAUGAUUGAAGACAUUUGUAUAAUUUUUUGUAACGAACCUUUGCUUUGUUUUUGUUUUUUGUCUUUGCCGCUAAUUUUCUUUUCUACCAAUAUUUUCUACUAAUUAA